CCCAAUUUCCUAUCGAUAAACCCGUCUCAGUUAACUACUUUGCUACACUCUUCCUCUCCUCAGGCAUCGGUGGCCCUCUGGAUUGCCGGUGGGUAUCGAGUUUCCGGGUAAGAUUAAAUUCGAGUGAAGAAUUUUGAAAAGAAGAUGGAUAAAGAGAAAGUGGAACAAUUGAAGAUUCAAAUGCAGCAAUGGUUACAUGAAGCUGAAGAAUUCAUCCAUCAAACACCUCCUGUUCAACUUUAUACUGCACUUGGAGUUGUAUUAUUCACCCUCAUUUUCUUGUUUAUCAUUCGCUUGUUCAAGCGUACAGCAUCUAACACCAUUGUACUCACUGGGCUUAGUGGAAGUGGCAAAACUUAUCUUUUUUACCAGCUUAGAGAUGGUUCAGCCCAUCAGGGUACGGUGACGUCAAUGGAACCAAAUGAAGGCAGUUUUAUUCUACACUCCGAAAAAGACAAGAAAGGGAAAGUAAAGCCUAUUCACGUUGUUGAUGUCCCAGGGCACUCUCGCCUUCGGCCGAAACUAGAUGAAUUCUUGCCUCAAGCAGUUGGCAUUGUAUUUGUGGUGGAUUCUGUGGAAUUUUUACCAAACUGCCGUGCUGCUUCAGAGUACUUAUAUGAGAUCUUAACAAAGGUAAGUGUAGUCAAGAAAAAAAUUCCAGUACUCCUCCUUUGCAACAAGGUUGACAAAGUAACUGCCCAUACAACGGAGUUCAUCAGAAAGCAGCUGGAGAAAGAAAUCGACAAGCUUCGUACAUCAAGGACUGCAGUAUCUGAUGCAGAUAUCUCUAAUGAAUUUACGCUUGGUGUACCUGGAGCAGCAUUUGCUUUUUCGCAGUGCCAUAACAGAGUAAUUGUUGCUGAAGCUUCUGGUUUGACUGGAGAAAUUUCUCAGUUGGAGAAGUUCAUCAGAGAGAAUGUGAAACCUUGAUUUUCUUCUCAAGCAAAUAGGUGUCCGGCUUUCUUUCGUUUUUUUUUUGUGGUCCGGGAAACUCAUAAUAUUAUCAGAAAGAUGUAAAAAUAUAUGCAUCAACUUGGAAAACAUAUUCAAAGUAGGGACAGAGUUUGGAGAUUUCUCUCUAUCUUGCAUAGUUAAUCUACCUAAACAUUAUGUUUAUCGUGCCUAAAAUAUCUUUGUUACUGUUAGCUUCUUUUUUGAAAAUGUAGCAAUUGCUCUUGAGUUA
Nicotiana attenuata is the source of this 1183-nucleotide messenger RNA. Its product is annotated as signal recognition particle receptor subunit beta-like. The transcript has 7 exons. Lineage: Eukaryota; Viridiplantae; Streptophyta; Magnoliopsida; Solanales; Solanaceae. The record is from RefSeq and is a predicted model, not a curated record. Gene Ontology annotation, biological process: protein targeting to ER. Gene Ontology annotation, cellular component: signal recognition particle receptor complex. The coding region runs from base 145 to 930 and encodes 261 amino acids.